AUGCGUUGGAAUUUGGCCCUGCUGAUGGUCCUCGCCGUCCUGGCCCUCAUCCAGACCGUCGCCGCCUGGGAAGAAGGCGAUUUCGAGAUCUUUGAUCUUGUCGACGCCCUCGAGAAGGCCGAGGGUCCUGAAAUCAACUUUUACACAUAUAUCGGUGUCACCCAGAAGACUCCAAAGCCUGAAAUCGAGCGUGCCUUCCGCAGGAAGUCGCGCACCCUCCACCCCGAUAAGAACAAGGGACCUGGAGCACAGGAAAAGUACGCCCGCCUCUCAAGCAUUAUCUCCAUCUUGCGUGAUGACGGCAAGCGCGACCGCUACAACUUCUUCCUCAAGAACGGUGUCCCUCGCUGGCGUGGAUCCGCUUACCUCUACAGACGUCACCGCCCCGGCUUCAAGGCCGUGGUCGUCUUCUUGUUCAUCCUCGCCUCUGGAUUCCAGUACUUGGCUCGUUAUGUCGGUUAUGUUCAGGAGCGGAAACGCAUGACGGGAAUGAUUGACCAGUACAAGGAGAUGGCUCGUGAGCAGCAGCAAAAGACCCUUGAGGGACCUAUUACUGGACGCCAGCGUCGUUCUGGAACCUUGACACCCGAGGCUGUCAUCCCUCUGGAGGAGAUCGAGGGUCCCAUGUAUGCUGUCAACCAGUACGGCGAAGAAAUCGAAUUGACUCUUGACAACGUUCACCCUCCCAAGGUCAAGGAUGUGAUUAUUGCCCGUCUGCCCUUCUGGGCCGUCAAGCUGGUCCUCUUGCCCUUCCCCAAGUCCAUCAAGGACUCUGUCUAUGCCAUGAGCAUCUUUGAGAGCAUCCGCCCCGAGGGUGACAAGGCCGAGUCCGACGCCAACAUGCGCAAGGUCCGCAAGGCAGAGUUGGCCAAGAAGCGUGCCGCCAAGCGUGCUGCUCAGCAGAAGCAGUCGCCCAGCGUCAGCGAUGACGAGGAGGUUGCUUAUGGAUCCGAGGAGGACGAUGAGGCCGCCUUGGCUGCUCGUGCAAAGGAGGAGGAGCUCGCAGCUGCCAGGAGACGUCGUCGCAUGAAGGCUCCCGGCCAGGCCUCUCUCAAGGGUGGACGUCGUGGAUAG
Molecule: messenger RNA, 1074 nt
Organism: Linnemannia hyalina
Lineage: Eukaryota; Fungi; Mortierellomycota; Mortierellomycetes; Mortierellales; Mortierellaceae
Source: the annotation of a GenBank genome assembly